Molecule: messenger RNA, 564 nt
Organism: Terrapene triunguis (Three-toed box turtle)
Lineage: Eukaryota; Metazoa; Chordata; Testudines; Emydidae
Product: carcinoembryonic antigen-related cell adhesion molecule 10-like
Exons: 3
Coding region: 12-443 (143 amino acids)
Source: RefSeq, a predicted model, not a curated record
ACAGACUAGACAUGGGGCGUCUCCCAGGUGCCCCCCACACCCACACCUGGGCCAGCUCCUGGACAGGCCCAAUCCUGGCAGUCUGUGUCCUGUUCUCCUGCCUCCCGCUGGCCGGCGCUGUUGAUUUUGGGGUGGCAGUGGUGCCCCCCCACCCGACCGUGGGGCAGACGGUGACCCUGCUGGUGGGGGGGGCCCGGGGAGUCGCCCAGAGCUGCACCUGGUACCGCAGAAGCUCCACAGCCGAGACCGAUCGGAUCCUGACCUUCACCUCCCCGGACACGCGGAGCCCGGGGCCGGCGUCCACGGGGCGCGAGACCCUGGGGGGCGACUGCUCCCUGCGCAUUGCGGGGUUAACCCCCCAGGACAACGGGAGCUUCACCCUCAUCAUCCGCGCCAGGGGUCGGUCCCACGCGCUCUUCGUGCGCCUGCAGCUCGCCGGGUGACCGGGCGGUGUCCGGAUUCGCUGCCCCCCACCGAGAGGUCCUGGGGCUGUUACCGGAUCCCAGCCCCCUCCCCCCAAAUCCCCCUCACCGCCCUUCCCCCACCCCACCCCCUUUCUCCCCU